This is a messenger RNA of Myxocyprinus asiaticus (Chinese sucker), 2585 nucleotides long. RefSeq names its product guanine nucleotide-binding protein subunit alpha-13-like. Gene Ontology annotation, molecular function: guanyl nucleotide binding; GTPase activity; G-protein beta/gamma-subunit complex binding. Bases 46 to 1176 code for a protein of 376 amino acids. The record is from RefSeq and is a predicted model, not a curated record. Gene Ontology annotation, biological process: adenylate cyclase-activating G protein-coupled receptor signaling pathway; Rho protein signal transduction. Lineage: Eukaryota; Metazoa; Chordata; Actinopteri; Cypriniformes; Catostomidae. The transcript is spliced from 4 exons. Gene Ontology annotation, cellular component: brush border membrane; heterotrimeric G-protein complex.
UGCGAACAGCGCGACUGAUGUAUCCAUGAAAUCGUUACUACAAAGAUGGCGGAUUUCCUGCCCUCCCGGACUGCUUUAGUUUGUAUUCCCAGUUGUCUCCUCUCGGGCGGUGAAAUCGACCAAAUCAGAAAGUCUAAGGAGAUAGACAAAAGCCUGUCUCGGGAGAAGACGUAUGUGAAGAAACUGGUGAAGAUAUUGUUGUUAGGAGCGGGCGAAAGUGGCAAGUCAACUUUCCUCAAACAAAUGCGCAUAAUUCAUGGGCAGGACUUCGAUCAGCAGGCCAAAGAAGAGUUCCGGGCUACAAUCUACAGCAAUGUGAUCAAAGGUAUCCGGGUGCUGGUGGAUGCACGUGAGAAACUGCACAUCCCUUGGGGAGACCCUGAAAAUCAGGUUCAUAUGGAGACUGUGAUGGCCUUCGACACCCGCUCAUCCAUGAUGGCCAAAGGGAUGGUGGAGACCAAAGUCUUCCUGAACUACCUGCCCUCCAUCAGUGCCUUGUGGCAGGACAGUGGUAUUCAGAUUGCCUAUGACAGACGAAGAGAGUUUCAACUGGGUGAAUCUGUGAAAUAUUUCCUGGACAAUAUGGAUAAAAUUGGACAUCCGGACUAUUUGCCUAGCCAAAAGGAUAUACUUCUGGCACGGAAGCCCACCAAGGGUAUCCAUGAGUACGACUUUGAAAUUAAAAAUGUUCCUUUUAAGAUGGUGGAUGUGGGAGGGCAGCGGUCGGAGCGUAAGCGAUGGUUUGAGUGCUUUGACUCUGUGACCUCCAUCCUCUUCCUAGUCUCAUCCAGUGAGUUCGAUCAGGUUCUCAUGGAAGAUCGUCUGACCAACAGGCUUACAGAGUCACUCAACAUCUUCGAAACUAUCGCCAAUAACCGCAUCUUCUCCAAUGUCUCUAUCAUUCUUUUUCUCAAUAAAACAGACUUGCUGGAAGAAAAAAUUAUGACUGUGAACAUCAAUGACUACUUCCCCGAGUUCACAGGGGAGUCCAACAAUCUGCAGGAUGUGCAAAAGUUCCUGGUGGAGUGCUUCCGUAACAAGCGCCGGGAACAGCAGCAGAAGCCCCUUUACCAUCACUUCACCACUGCCAUUAACACAGAGAACAUUCGCCUUGUCUUCCGUGAUGUCAAAGACACCAUCUUACACGACAACCUCAAACAGCUUAUGUUACAAUGAAAGACCCCAGGUGACCUUUCAGAACAUUCCAUUUUAAUUAGGUUUUUACUUUAUUUAAUACAAAGUGGUUCAAUGCAUAUUGUGGUUGAAGAAAAAUGGACAGGAUAAUUAUGCAAACUUCAAAUUAUUGCAUAAUAUUACUGUCAUAUACAGUAUAUGCCAGGAAUUUGUUAUGUGCCAGAAGACAACUGUUUUAAGCUUGUUGUAGCCAUAUCAUUUAAGGAAAAGUCCUUAGUUAUUCACCAAAAUGCUGUAAUUGUGUUGAUGUACUUUGUUUGUGAAUGCAUAUUUUGUAUGGAUCAGUGAACACUCCUGUAAACCAUAGGCUUGGCACCCUGUUUUGGUGAAGCUUUUCAGAAAGAAACAGAAAACUCAGGGCUCUAAAUAUUUAAUUCAGACAGAUCUUCUGCACCAGUGAGCAAUUUUUUUUAUAUAUAUAUAUAUAUAUAUAUAUAUAUAUAUAUAUAUAUAUAUAUAUAUAUAUAUAUAUAUAUAGAAGAGCCUGGUUUUGCUGCCUUUUUCAUCCCCACAAUCAAAAUGCCUUUUUUGUUGCACUCGGAUCAGUAUAAUAAAGUAGAACAUUUAAGGUACCUUUUCAUGAAGUACACUUUUCAAUUCUAUAAAAGGGAAAGUACAUUUUGAGGUUUGCCUUUCAAGACUGUACAAUGUGUCUCAUUUUCUUACAUUUUUGAAAUCAUGUUUUAUUUUACACUUAACAUACACCCUUCAUUAACCACUGAAAACUGUUCCAAUGAGUCUUAAAUAUGCAUUGCUGAAUGUCCAGUAAAUAUCAAGAGUUUUCUGAAAGCCGUUAUAUUGAACGCUUUAGAAAUGUUUUUUUUUUUUUUGGUUGUUUUUUUGGUCUGCUCCUGUGUAGGUUGAUGUGGACUGCUUUAGCUCAGGGUUUUAUAAAAUGACUGUUAAAGCAGUCCAUGUGUAUUCCUGUUUAUUGCUUAGUACAGACAUUACGGUUUUCAUUUUUUAUAGGCCAUAGAGGUCACCUUUGUUUGCCUUAAGUAUCUAUACAGGACACUUUCAUUUGAGAUCAACCAAAGCUGGUUUGAUUUUAGGCCAAUUGAAAUAUGUUGAUGGAGAGACUAAGUCUUAAAGUAAUCUUAAUGAAAAGAAGCACUGUAAUCUGAAUGUUGGUAGUACAUUGAAAUUAGCUGAUUGCCUGCAUUCAGGUCUGUGUAUAAAAUCUGUAAAAAUUAUUUGCUGUGUAUCUUUUGUUAUGGCCAUAAUCACUUGCUUUUUGUAUAGUAUGUGUUCAUUUUUAAAAAAAAAAAAUUUUUUGUUGAUCCCAGUUCUGCCUAUUAAAUCUGAUUGUUUUACCAGAAUGGCUUUUUUAAAAAAAAUUGUAUUGGUUUAUUUUAUUAUUAUUCUUUUCCACUAUAGACAGUCUACCUGCU